CGUUGUUGUUCAUCCAGUUUUGGCGCGCUUACCUUCGUCCAGUGCGUUGUCCGCACCGUUGAGCUCCUUGUUCUACCUGUGCACAUCUCCUCGGUCAUCGGCGACCUGGCGCGUGGUCGCGUUCAUUGUUUACAUAUUUUUGUUAUGAUAGCCGUAAUUGGAUUACGAGCGUUCGGCGGUUUUCCACCGCAAUCCCUUCGUCGAUGGCCGCGUUCACGGUCGUUCCCGUGAGUUCUCCCGAUAGAGCAAGGUUCUAGCUGAACUCCGCACCUGUCGUCAGUUCUGUUCGGGACGCAGCGUUUGACGGUUCGAAAAUUUGCGUGUUUGUCCAGUACGGCUGGCUCGUAGACCAUGUGGCUUGUGCUGCUGAAGGAUUACAAAACUGGAACAAAUAUGGCUACCAAUUAGUGCUAUUUUUCGCGCGUGUUGCGUAACUUGAAGCGUUCCGCCGACCGAUUCCGGGUGUCUCGGAUGUCUCUCGGACAACUGACCGUAACUUUAACGCGUUGACAAUCGAUACCGUGCUCAAGAACCGCUCAGAAAAAGCUAGAUCAAAUGAUCGGAAGAACAUUGCAGCUCACCUCAAAGUAGUUCGGAAUUAGCCCUGGUGGAUCGAUAUCGCUGCUCGGAGAGCUGGGGUUCUGCUGAAGCUUCUCAGCCAAAGGGUGUACCCUUUUAAUUGAAUAACACCGAGUUGUGCCAAUCCUGACCAAAAUGGACGCUACCGACGGGGCUGGUGAACCGCUGAAGGAACCCGAGGACGGGGAAAAGCCUGUGUCCGAUGAACCGUUCGACCUGGACGAGCUGCUGCCGGCGAUCGGCGAAUUUGGCCGGUACCAGAAGCUGCUGCUGUGGUUGAUCUGUCUGCCGGCGUGCAUCCCGUGCGGGUUUUGCGCCUUCAACCAGCUGUUCAUGACGGACGUCCCGCACGAGUACUGGUGCAGCAUUCCGGAGCUGCAGAACUUUACCGUCGAGGAGCGGAAGCAGUACGGCAUUCCGAUGGAGGAGUACAACGGCAUAGUCGAGUACAGCAAAUGCUCCAGAUACGCCAUAGACUGGCGACAGUAUCUGGCAAACAACGGUGAUCUACCUCCGAGUCCCCCAAACAGUUCCUGGCCGGUGGAACCCUGCUACGACGGCUGGGAGUACAACACCAGCGUGGUGUCCUCGUCGAUAGUGAUUGAUUACAACCUGGUGUGCGAGUACGACAUCUAUCCCACAUUGGGACUCGUCGCGCUGAACACCGGAGGUCCGGUCGGAGUGUAUCUAUUUGGAUUGCUGAACGAUCGCGCCGGAAGAAGAACAUCCUAUUUCUCCUGUCUUGCCACCCUUCUGCUAGGCAGUUUCAUGACCGCAGCCAGCUCAAACUUUGCGAUGUGGGCCUUCAGCCGGGUGAUCGUGGGAUUGACCAUUCCGGCGGUGUACCAAAUUCCGUUCAUAAUCGCGCUGGAGCUCGUCGGUCCGAACUAUCGAUCGUUUGUGACCGUCAUGACGUGUACGUUCUACACCUGUGGACUGAUGAUGCUGGCCGGAGUGACCUACCUGAUUCGGGAUUGGGUCGAGCUGACGCUGUUCACGUCGGUCCCUUUCCUAUUUUACUUCGGGUACAUGUUCGUAAUGCCCGAAUCUCCUCGAUGGUUGCUCAUGAAGGGCAAGCUGGAAGAAGCCCUGCAGGUGCUGGAGAAGAUGGCCCGAGUAAACGGGAAGCAGUUUCCGGCGGCGUUCAAGAACAAACUGCAGGCACGGGUCGAUGCAGAAAAGAGAAGAACCGUCAAGAGGGAAGAAGUAUCCAUCGGGGCGUUUGACCUGUGCCGAACUCCGAACAUGAGACUGAAGACGAUCCUGAUUACGCUCAACUGGUUCGUCAACGAAACGGUUUACUUGGGGUUGAGCUACUACGGACCGUCACUGGGGGAGAAUCAGUAUCUGAGCUUCUUCCUGUCCUCGCUGGUGGAGAUUCCCAGCUACAUCGUGUGCUGGAUCAUCAUGGAUCGCUGGGGACGAAGGUGGCCAAUGUGUAUUAUGAUGAUUAUGGGUGGAUUAUGCUGCGUAACUACGGUGGUACUGCCAGAGGACGCCGUUUCGGAGACGCUGUUUCUGUACCUGCUGUCCAAAUCAAUGCUGUCGGCGUCGUUCCUGAUCAUCUAUCCGUUCGCUGGGGAGCUCUACCCGACGCAAGUGCGUGGUGUGGGUAUCGGAACUUCCAGCUACAUAGGCGGGCUGGGACUGAUUGUGAUUCCAUUCAUCACUUAUUUGGGCAAAGAAAACCUCGUCCUCCCGCUCGUCAUCAUGGGCUGCGUUUCGGUCGCCGGCGGCUUCACCGGCCUGCGGCUACCGGAAACGCUCCACCACCGGCUGCCGCAAACCCUCGAAGAGGGCGAACUGUUCGGCGCCGACUGGACCUUCGACGACUGCUUCCGGUGCGUCCCGUCGAAGAAAUCCCCCGCCGGCUCGUACGAAAACCUGUCGCACGAACUGUCGGACGCGGCGCUCGAGCUGAACGCCGGCAUGCCCGUUAGCCGGGCGUACGAACCGACCACCUCGACGGAGAAGACACCGCUGGAAAUCGCCCGGAUACGGCGGCAGUCGAUGAAGCGACUGGUGCGCCAGGCCAGCACCAUGGACACCCAGAAGACGGCGGACGGGGCCAUGCAGUUGACGUACUGGUUUUGAGGGUGAGGGGGUUUCGGGUGGGAAAUGAAACACAGUUUGAGCUUUUUUUUUGAACAUAUUUUAACAAUAAAGAAAUACGUAUAUGUAUAUUUCGGUUUUCUCUGAUUCUUCUAUAGUUGUAAUGUGCUUUGACAACAUUCACUUGUUUUAAAAUUAAAGUUUUUCUUGAUUUCGGAUUUCUUUUAACAUAUCUAGAGUUGCACUUUUCUUCUUCUCUUUUUUGUUGUUGUUAUUUUUUCACGGAUAGAGUUUCUUUUUAAUGUACCUUAAAUUCACACAUGGGAUUGUUUGUUUUUAUAUUUCUAUCGAGAGCAUCAACAGAUCGGCAUUUUCUAGCGAUUUAAGUACGAUUGGUUGGUUGGUUGGUGAUUAUUUCCUUGUAUUUGUUCUCAUUUACUACACAUAACAGAUUGUUUCUUCCUCCUGUUGAUCUUAUUAUUUGUUUCUUUUUUCUUGUUUGGGGGGUACACAGUAAACUAUUGUUUUAACUAAAACUUAUCCGUUACAUAAUAAUUUUCAACAUGUUUGUUCGGUUCUUUUGAGAAUUUAUUAUUUCAUCAGCGCAUCGAAGAAUCGGUUGCGACACUUCGAGUAGGCAUUUCUUAGGAUAUGUUUUUCUUAGAUGGUUUCUUCACGUACACUUACUUAUGUCUGGGGGAGUUUGUAAGGGAGGAGGAGGAAAAACCUAAAUAGCAGAGAGUUAAUAACUGACACUCGAGGAUCGCGAUGGUUGAACAACGGCAUACUGGAAAUCAACGUGGCUUUAAUCUUACUGUUUCUCAACUACUUUGUACUAACAAAUCAAAUUACUCUAUCUAAUAAGUUACUAUUCUGUGUUUUUGUUUUGUUGUUGUUGUCGGAUUCUCUUUAUUGUGUAUUGUAUAGAUUUAUGUCUCUCGCAUGUAAGAACAAAUAGGAGUACGGUUUAAUAUCUAUGUGUUUGUGUGAGUUCAGUGAGAGAGAAUCGAUCAAAAGGUCCGCGCCGUUGCAUGAGUUUUGCGCUCUCUCUCUUCCUCUCUUUCGCGCGGUGCGCUCGUGAGCGCAACCGCGACAGUGGGGAAAAGCGAUUCUGACGAAGAGACAGACCUUUAGAUUCGAUCGGAAACAGAAGUAUUUGUGUUUUAAAGCUAGUGCUCUCCCAAUACAUUUUGUGACAGACAGAGAACGGAAAAAAAGUGUGUAAAUUUUAGUCAAGUCUUGUUUCGAAUCUUCUCGGGACGGCGAUCGAUUGGUUGUUCCUUUUUUUUCAAUUUCGGGGUACGCGAACUCUUAAAUAGUCAAUUUAGUCGGUAUGUUUAGAGACACCGGUGUCUUGCGGUGAUGUCUUUUCUGUUCUGUGUUUAUAAACUCUAAAUAUAUUAUAUUAUAAUUUCUGAAGGAGCGUUGAAGAUUGGCAAGAAACACACUCUCUCAAACUCUCUUGCGGUCCUAAAGGUUAAGAUUUUUUUUUGUUUAAAUUUUAUGUUCGUUCGGUCAAUUGGCUCUUCUGUGAUACACAAAAAUAUAUAUUCGUUUUAGCAAGGUAAAAAUUUAGAAUAAGUUAAAAUGUCCAAUCGUUUCCAGAUUCAUCAGUGUAUAGUAAAUUUAGUUGAACUUAGUGUAUACGAAUUCGUUUGCUGUAAAUAUUCGAUUGUAAUUUUACUUGUUGAAAAUAAACCAAUAAUUAGUUCGUGAGA
This is a messenger RNA of Culex quinquefasciatus (southern house mosquito), 4349 nucleotides long. RefSeq names its product carcinine transporter. The coding region runs from base 715 to 2673 and encodes 652 amino acids. Lineage: Eukaryota; Metazoa; Arthropoda; Insecta; Diptera; Culicidae. Gene Ontology annotation, cellular component: membrane. The record is from RefSeq and is a predicted model, not a curated record. The transcript has 6 exons. Gene Ontology annotation, molecular function: transmembrane transporter activity. Gene Ontology annotation, biological process: transmembrane transport.